AUGGAAGUUAUUCAGCUGGGGGAUGUUGACCUGAAUUGUCCUCACAACUGCAAAUGCCAUAACACCCAUUUCUUCGGUACUGACAGACAGAUAGUGAGGAGAGGCCAGGCCUUUGACUUAUAUGUGCAUUUCCAAAACCGGGAAUGGGAUAACUCCAUGGACAAGAUCUCAUUCACUGUAGAGACAGGCCUCGGACCUUGUGAAUCCAAGGAGACGAAGUGUACCUUUCCUCUGGGCAGAUGUAUAGAUCAAACCUGCUGGAGUGCUUGCUACAAACCUCAUCAGCAACGAUGCAUAAUCAUCAGUGUGUUUCCACCAAUAGACGUCUGUAUUGGCCGCCACAUUCUCAGUAUGAACAUCACAUCUUGUGAUCGCACAUUUCAGCGGUGCCUUGGAGACUUUGACAUCCUCUUUAAUCCUUGGUGUGCUGAUGACCCUGUGUAUAUGGACAAUCAGGCUCACAGAGAAGAAUAUGUUCUGAAUGAACAUGGGAUGCUGUAUGAGGGAGUACACAAGCACAUUACUUCUAGACUGUGGCACUUUGGACAGUUUGAAAAUGGGAUUCUGGAUAUCUGCCUGAAGGUCUUGGAUAUAGGUUCAAAUUACCACCAAGGCUCUGAACGAGGUUGUCGCUGGCGCAAUGAUCCUGUGCAUGUCAGUAUGGUGGUAAACCACAUGCUUUGUGGCCAUCACAGUAACAGCAUCAUGAAGCUCCCAGACAAUAAUGAUUACCUGAAGGGAACUAACCCAUUAACAUGGAAUGGAAGUGUCCCCAUACUUCAGCAGUGGUAUAACAGAAGGUGUAGGCCAGUCAGAUUUGGAGACUGUCUCACUCUUGCAUCAGUGAUGUGCACAGUGAUGAGGUGUUUGGGAAUUCCAAGCCGUGUCAUAACAAAUUUCUGUUCUCCACACUGUGCUGAGAACCCCCUUGCUGUCGAUGAACUUUUUGACUCUACUGGCAAAACCCUGUGUGGCAAAGACAAACUAUGGGCAUAUCACUGCUGGAAUGAAUCCUGGAUGGCUCGCAGAGACCUAGGUCUCUGCAGUAGUAACUGGCAAUGUCUGGAUCCAACACCCAUGGAGUCUGGAAGAGGUUCAGCUUGCUGUGGCCCUACCUCAAUCAGAAGUGUUAAAGAUGGAGAAUUGGAUUUGGAUUAUGAUGGCCAACAUAUAUUUUCUCGUCUGAAUGCAAGCUGUAUUGGCUGGCUUUCCAAAAGCAGUGACAAGAAAGAAAAACUUUACUAUGAUGCAUGGCUUUGUGGGCAGUGUGUUAGCACUAAGUCUGUUGGCAGUGAUCAUCGUGAAGAUAUCACUGGAACAUACAAAUAUGAACUUGGUUCUCUGAAAGGCAAAGAGGCAUUUUACAAAGCUUAUAGAAGAAUUCACUCUGGAUACUGCAAUGCUCCUAACUGUCAUAUAGAUAGAGAUUUAGCAGCUCUCCAGAACCGGUUCUUAAGUGAUGCUGGCAUGAGCAUGAGGUUUAAAAUGGUUAAUUGCCCUAUGUAUGGCCAAGAUGUCCAUCUUCAUUGGUUGCUUGAAAAUUUACGAAAUGAGCCCAAGAACCUGAAUUUCAACUUAUGCACUCAGGUGUUGACACACAAUGGAUGUGCUUUGGAUCAGUUCUGGAAGGAAAAUAUAAAUGUUGCACUGGGUCCAAGGGAAGCAAAAACAAUCCCAUUACAUAUAUCUUAUAAUCAAUAUGGACAUCAUCUGGGUGAUCACGACAUUAUGAGGUUGGUAGCUAUCUCUGAUCCAGAGUGUGGAGAAGUUCUGAUGGUGAAAAGGGACAUUGUGAUCAACAGGCCUACUGUUGCUAUUAAGCUCUUAGGUCUACCUAGGCUGAAUGAACCAUGUACUGCAGAAAUCUCCUUCUGCAAUCCCCUCCAGGAAGAUCUGAAGAAUUGUGUACUGAACCUGGAAGGCUGUGGCUUAUUUAAAGAGUCAAUGGCUGUUGAUUUAGGAACCUUGGCUUCCAAUCACCAAGCACGAACUGUAGUGGAGUUUAUACCCUAUAGGCAUGGUUGCCACCGGCUCCUAGCCAACUUUGCAUGUCACAAGUUUGGCUACUGCAAAGGUUAUGCCAGUGCUGAUGUGUGUGAUCCGAGGUGCAAUUCGGUGCCCUUCCCUGUGUGCAACUCAGGGACUCUCCCAGUGUGUGACUCCGGGUUCCUCCCUCAUGGGGAUGCAUAUGUGGACUAUAUCUGCAUCCCCAUGUGCACCUCUGGGAAUGGCUCUGGGAACCAGCCCACAUUUGACUAUGUGUACCUCCCUGUGGGACAUCCCCUGUGCAAUUCUGUGUGCCAGUCUGAUUCUGGCUUCCAUAUUAUAUGUGACACUAUGCCUUCUGCCAUGAGUGCCCCCAUGUUUCAUUCAGUGAGUGGUUCAGUAUCUGCCCCAACAUCCAGCCCCAUGUGCCGCCCAGUGGCUCAGGUUGUUGGUGGCUCUGCUUCUGCUCCAAUUCCUCACCCUGUCCAGCCCCCAAUGCCUUACUCUCUGUCUAUCCCAGCAAACAAUGCUAUGUCUGCUCUGCUCUCACACUUCAUGACUGGCUCUGCUAACAGUAACCCUGUUCACACCCCUGUUUCUCACACUGUGUCUGGCACUAUGCCCACCUCAGCCUCCCAUCCACCAAGUGCCUUGGUGUCCCAUGCUGCUUGUGGCUCUGUGUCCACCGCAGCAUCUCACCUCCUAAAUGCCCCAGUGUCCCAUGCUGCCUGUGGCUCUGUGUCCACCCCAGCAUCCCAUCCCCUAAAUGGUCCAGUGUCCCAUGCUGUGUCUACUCCAGCCUCUCGCCCUAUUUGCACCCCAAUGCCCCAUGCUAUGUCUACUCUAGCCUCUCGCCCUAUUUGCACCCCAGUGCCCCAUGCUAUGUCUACUCCAGCCUCUCAUCCUAUUUGCACCCCAGUGUCCCAUUCUGUGUGUGGCCUUGCGUCCACCUCAGUAUCCCACCCUUUGAGCAUCCCAGUGUCCCGUGCAGUGCAUGGUUCCAUAUCUAACACAACAUCUCGCUCUGUAAGCAUUCCCAUGGCUCGCUUUGUGGGUGUCUCUGCCUCUUCCCCAGUGGCUCGGUCUCUGUCUCACUCAGUGUGCAGCCCUCACCGGGGUCCGUUAGGCAGUACAGUGUCCCGCUUUUCUUCACAGUCUGCAUGGGUCUCCAGAGCGGCCCCUGCAUCUCGCUUUCAAUCUAGCUCCAAAUUACGCUCUGCAUAUGGCACUCAGCCUCGCUCUAAAUCCCGUUCUGCAUAUAGUGCUCUGUCCCACUCUGCAUCCCACUCUGCAUAUGGUACUCUGACCCGCUCUGCCUGGAAAUGUACUCUCUAGGCUACAAUGGAUACAACUACAUCGGUAGACCAACAAAGACUUAAGCAACUAAAGCAAGAUUUGCACAAAGGCUUGUUUUUACUGGAAAGUGUACUUACACCAAGACAUACCAUGCACUGAGGGAGAACAAAGUGUGUGGUUCUGGGACAUUCAUACACACAUCUGCAAUAUGCCAGGAAACAGAGGACCUCCAGCAGCAGAGAAGGGCAUUUGAUAUUGCGCACAAACUGGAAAGUGAUACUGUGGUAAAAAUGAGAAAGCUCCCAACUUGGAGCUAGAGGGUUUUACAGUCACAGAACUUGGACUCCAUCAGUCAAUCAGAUUGCUCUUUCAGUCCAAGAUAUUUUAUGAACAGUUUUCUCUCAUCCUCCUUUGCUUUGAUUAGCAGUUUGCACUUCUCACCUAGUUGUUGGUCCUGCUGAGCUAUACUGCUCAUGCCAAAUCACUGUUUUACAUAAAAUGCAUCAAUCUCAGGAUUAUUCAAAUAGAUGUAAAAUAUGAUAAUACAUUAGUGACAGAAACCAUGAUCUCCCGCAGGUCUUGCUUAGCAGGCAUUGGACCCUGAAUGCCUGACUUGUUAUGUUAUAUAUCUAUUUUUAUGCUACUAUAUUUCCUUAUCAGGCUUUGAAAAUGAAGGUGGUUACACCAUAAACCCAUGGGCUAAAAUCAAGCCUGCUUUAUGUUAACUGAAAUCAAAAGAGUUAUUUCACAUGUUAUCAUAAUUUAACAUCAUAACUCUUGACGUAUGCCAUUCCCAGUGUCAAGAAUCUGAUGUGUCAAAUUAAAAAGGCUGCAGUAUUCAGCGAACAAAUUAUUUAAUUACUUCAGACUUUACAAACGACCUUAUGACUUCUAUAUUGUGCAAACUAAUGGAGCUAUUCUAGUGUGUAUCAUAAGCUUUUAGGUUUAUGAGCUUGAACUUAAUAGCUAGGAACAUUAAUUAUGCAUAAACUGGUUUAAGUGAUCAGAUACUGGUUCAAACAACAGAAGUUCAG
Molecule: messenger RNA, 4316 nt
Organism: Alligator sinensis (Chinese alligator)
Lineage: Eukaryota; Metazoa; Chordata; Crocodylia; Alligatoridae
Product: protein-glutamine gamma-glutamyltransferase 5-like
Exons: 13
Coding region: 1-3321 (1106 amino acids)
Biological process (GO): peptide cross-linking
Molecular function (GO): protein-glutamine gamma-glutamyltransferase activity
Source: RefSeq, a predicted model, not a curated record